AUGGAUGCUUGUGUCCAGCGCUGGACGGAGGACGAGGACAGGGCACCACAACAACCGCGCCCUGAGGGACCCCCAGCAGAGACUGAUAUGCUAGAGGAAUCUCUUCGUAGUCUCCAGAAAUUUGUUCCCACAGAAUAUGCAAGUUACACGCAGGAGCACUAUCUUUUUGCGGGCAAGAAGAUCAUCAUCCAAGAAUCCAUAGAGAGCUACGGAGCGGUGGUGUGGCCAGGGGCCACAGCCCUAUGCCAGUAUCUGGAGGGACACAACGAAGAAUUACGUCUCCAAGAUGCUAAAGUUCUCGAAAUCGGUGCUGGGCCAGGCCUUGUUUCCAUCGUGGCCAGUAUUCUAGGAGCUCAGGUCACAGCGACGGAUUUGCCUGAUGUUCUAGGAAACCUACAAUACAACCUUUUAAGGAACACCCUGAAACGCACAGCCCAUCUGCCGGAAGUCAAGGAACUGGUGUGGGGGGAGCAGCUGGAGCAGAACUUCCCCAGGUCAGCCUUUUACUACGACUACGUGCUGGCUUCUGACGUGGUCUACCACCACUACUUCCUGGACAAGCUCCUGGCCACCAUGAUGCACCUCUCCCAGCCAGGCACCGUGCUGCUUUGGGCAAACAAGUUCAGAUUCAGCACCGACUACGAAUUCUUGGAUAAAUUCAAGCAGGUUUUUGAUGUGGCUCUCCUGGCUGAAUAUCCAGAGUCAUCGGUCAAACUUUUUAAGGGUAUACUAAAAUGGGACUGAGACUCAAGACCCUUUCAAGUCAUCAGGGUGACUGUGAGCUGCUGGAAGCCGAGCUGGCAGCAAGUCUUCCUUGAAUACUGAGAAGGCAGUGCCCAGCAACAACACGUAUGGCUGGAACGAAA
Jaculus jaculus (lesser Egyptian jerboa) is the source of this 866-nucleotide messenger RNA. It is a transcript of the gene Mettl21c, whose product is annotated as methyltransferase 21C, AARS1 lysine. Gene Ontology annotation, cellular component: cytoplasm; cytosol. The record is from RefSeq and is a predicted model, not a curated record. Lineage: Eukaryota; Metazoa; Chordata; Mammalia; Rodentia; Dipodidae. Gene Ontology annotation, biological process: peptidyl-lysine methylation. Gene Ontology annotation, molecular function: protein-lysine N-methyltransferase activity. The transcript is spliced from 4 exons. The coding region runs from base 1 to 744 and encodes 247 amino acids.